GGCGGGCGCGGGCCGUGGGGCUUGGCGCGGUGACCGCUUCCCCCCCCAGCAGCCGCAGUGGUACAGUCCGCUGGAAAGACUCGGGGCUGCCAGAAUCUCCGCGCCCGCACUGGGUUGGCGGCUCCCCCGAGCAGAGGAAGGCGCGGCGGGGGCAGUGGCAGUGGCAGUGGCUAGGGCUGCUGCUACCACCACCACCCCUGUAUGGUGGCUCUUGCUCUUUCCUCCUCCCCUUUCUCAAUCAAUUCUUCUUUGAAAUUUUUACCUCUGACCUUUUCUUGCUUGGUUGGAGCCAAGUCCAUCAAGUAGUAAAGUACCUGCCCUCAGAACAGUAACAGGAAGGAUUGACAGACCCCAAGUGCCAAACACCAUUCUCGGUGUUCAAGAUGUCAUUGAAGGUACAGACAAGUAACAUCACAAACAAGAAUGACCCCAAAUCCAUCAACUCCAGAGUCUUCAUUGGCAAUCUCAACACAGCGGUGGUCAAGAAGUCAGACGUGGAGACCAUUUUCUCCAAGUAUGGCAGAGUGGUUGGCUGCUCUGUUCACAAAGGCUACGCAUUUGUUCAGUACUCAAAUGAGAGGCAUGCAAGGGCUGCCGUCCUGGGGGAGAAUGGGAGAGUACUCGCCGGGCAGACUCUGGAUAUCAAUAUGGCUGGGGAGCCUAAACCAAACAGACCCAAAGGGCUGAAGAGAGCACCUUCCACCUUGUACAGCAGUUAUGACUUUGACUAUGAAUACUACAGAGAUGACUUCUAUGACAGGCUUUUCGAGUAUCGAGGCCGGGUCUCUCCUGUCCCCAGGGUGGUUCCUGUGAAGCGUCCACGAGCGACCAUUCCUUUAGUGCGACGUGUAAAAGCAACACUGCCUGUCAAACUUUUUGCCAGGUCGGCCGCCAUUGCAAACAGCUCUGCCAAAUUAAAAUUGAAAUGCAGUGAGCUGCAGACAAUCAAAACUGAGCUGACGCAGAUCAAAUCCAACAUUGAUGCUCUCCUGGGCAGAUUGGAGCAGAUUGCUGAAGAACAGAAAGCAUCCACAGAGGUACGAAAGAAAGCAGAUGGAAACAAAAGUGAGAUCUCCCAGGAAGACACAGCAUCAGAGACAGAAAUCAACACAGAGGAGCCACUGAAUGGGGAGGAGGGAGAAGAGGAAGGACUCACGCGAGAUGACUGUGAAGAUGAACUGGAGAACAGUCACUACACAGAUGUCGAGGAUGCCAGCCUACAGUAACCAGGUACAACUAGCACAGCUCACAUGCCACUCAAGUCCCAAACAGUUGCC
Messenger RNA from Gavialis gangeticus (Gharial), 1277 nucleotides. It is a transcript of the gene RALY, whose product is annotated as RALY heterogeneous nuclear ribonucleoprotein. Bases 384 to 1226 code for a protein of 280 amino acids. Gene Ontology annotation, cellular component: nucleus. The transcript has 9 exons. The record is from RefSeq and is a predicted model, not a curated record. Gene Ontology annotation, molecular function: RNA binding. NCBI's taxonomy places the organism in Eukaryota, Metazoa, Chordata, Crocodylia, Gavialidae.